This is a messenger RNA of Micromonas commoda, 549 nucleotides long. RefSeq lists its product with no specific name. The annotation marks the transcript as partial. The record is from RefSeq and is a predicted model, not a curated record. Gene Ontology annotation, molecular function: peptide-methionine (S)-S-oxide reductase activity. The transcript has a single exon. Lineage: Eukaryota; Viridiplantae; Chlorophyta; Mamiellophyceae; Mamiellales; Mamiellaceae.
CCCGAGGAGACCUUCUCCUCGGUUCCGGGAGUCGUCAAGACCAGGGUGGGAUACACCGGGGGCGACCGCGCCGAUCCGACCUACGCGUCGGUGUGCGCCGGCGACGGGCACACGGAGGCGGUCAAGAUCGAUUUCGACCCGACCGUCGUGUCCUACGCGAAGCUCUUGGACCUGUUCAUGGCGCAGCACGACCCGUGCGUGCCCAUGUCCGCGCAGUACCAGAGCGCGGUGUGGCCCCAAGACGAGGCCCAGUUAGGGGCGGUGAUGGCGGCGAUCGAGCGCGUGGAACAAACGCGGGGCCGGACCGUGUACACCAAGGUUGAGAAACCCAAGCGGUGGUACGACGCGGAGUGGUAUCACCAAUCGUACAACAACAAGAACAAGGCGAGACUGGCGGCGGCGUUCGGGGUUUUUGUGUUGAACAACAUCCCGCACGGCAGCUUCCCCGGGCAGGAGCCGCUGAAGACCGUCCUGGGCGGGGCGGUGUUCCUCAGCCUUCUGCCGCAGCUCGUGAGCCCGUUUGACCGUCUGCUCUCCAUGCUGGAUUAG